Amborella trichopoda is the source of this 1235-nucleotide messenger RNA. RefSeq lists its product as uncharacterized. Gene Ontology annotation, molecular function: protein binding. The record is from RefSeq and is a predicted model, not a curated record. NCBI's taxonomy places the organism in Eukaryota, Viridiplantae, Streptophyta, Magnoliopsida, Amborellales, Amborellaceae.
ACUCACAUUCUAAACGGUUAAACACUCUUAAAAUACGUGGAUCCAACAUUCAUGCUCCUUAUGAAAUUCAGAGGGGGGACGCACAUCUAUAACAUGAGCGGGGGAAUCAUAGAAAUCCAUAUUUAUAUAUAGGAGAGCAAUUCUGUUGUAGAUGGCUCCCGCCCAACUCAAUUGCCUGCUGAAAUGGAGAGGGCGGACGCUGAACCACAAUGGAAGCUCAAUCUGCGCCGUCAAAUCGCAGAGGUAGAAGCACUAAGGUCGAUAUAUGGACAAGAUGGAGAGUUUGAGUUCAAUAUGGGAUUGGAGGAAAGUCUCAAUAAUCUGAUCUUGAGAGAUGUGGAUGCUGUUCAAGAGGAAUAUCAUGUAUCUUUUACUAUCCACUUGCUUUCAGUCAAGGUGGCGGGAAGGCAUGUUAGUGCAAGGUUUUACAUGCCUCGUGGCUAUCCAGAAGAUGAGCCUCUGCAUGUAAGUGUCAUUUGUAGUGGGCAAAUAUCAAGAUUAGAUCAUGAUGCAAUAAAUAUGGUUGCUAGAGAAGAAGCUUGUAAGCUUGUGGGGCAUGAGGGUGGCUUUCAAAUUCUUCAAGUAAUUCAGGAAAAAGCUGAGGAUUUAAAUAAUCGAAUGAGACACAAUACCCACAAUCAAGAGAAGCAACGAAGAGAAGAGAUUGACAUGUCAAUAUGCAUCAAAAGAGUACUAAUUUGGUUUCAUCAUAUUAAAUCACCGCAGAAGAGGAAGUCUAUAUUAGAGUGGAGCAAGAGCCAUGAUAUAGGGGGUUACUUAAAAUCCGGUUACCCUGGCAUUCUUGUGAUAGAGGGAGAAAAAUCGUGGAUUGAUGCUUAUGUUAAACAAGUACAGUGCUUGCGUUGGCAGGCAAUGAGCGUUAGAGCAGAGGAAGAGAAAGAAGUUCCAAGUUCAUCAACUCUUGAAAGUUCAAGGAGAUUCCCAAUUGUGGUAAAGGAGUUGGAAGAUCAUGGUGGCAUGUCUGAACUUGGACGCUACUGCAAGGAGGCUAACUUGGAAGGAUUGUUCUUGAGUGCUUUGAAGAUAACCAGGUGAAAUUGGGACAUCACAUAUAAGAACAUGAACAAAUUAUACAUUUUGUUGUAACUUCUGGUGAGUGAAGUGUAUAUAGUCUCCACUCAAUGUAUGUGCACUUAUGGAAUUAUUACGACCUUUUAAACUCUCUAGGCUCGGCAAAUUCCUCGUUUUCUUUUUGGAACAACUAUUUGCUACUA